This is a messenger RNA of Porites evermanni, 723 nucleotides long. The record is from the annotation of a GenBank genome assembly. NCBI's taxonomy places the organism in Eukaryota, Metazoa, Cnidaria, Anthozoa, Scleractinia, Poritidae.
AUGUUUACCAACUAUGAGGUUUUAAUCACACAAUGGCAACUGUUAGUUUAUGAAUUUGAUGCUUUGGGUACACAACUCAGGGCAUGAAAGCAAGGAAAGAAGGUGAAAACGGGAGUUAAGAUGGGCAGUGGCGAGAGCGAGGCAUAUGAUAUCUUUUGACUUCAUGCAGAACAUUCCGAUGCCAAUUCUACCACACAAUGUUUUUUACAAAGACCAGCUCUGGACUUCCGUGUUUGGAAUUCACCAUAUGGUGGUAGACCGUGGAUAUAUGUACAUGUCGGAUGAAACUGUUGGUAAAGGUGGAUCAUCAGAGGUGGCCUCCUGCCUCAGUCAAUUCCUUGAAACAUAUCAGACAGGAGCAAAGGCAUUGGUCUCCUAUUCAAACGGUUACGGAGGCUAGAACAAAAAUUUGACAGUCAUGGGUACAAUGAGCUACAUAAAGCAGGGGUUUAUGAUACCCUAGUCCAUAAAUUCUCAACAAGAGGACACACAUUCCUCAGGAAUGAUUCCGACUUUUCCAAGAUCAAAAAAGGAAAAUCAAGUGCAACUGUAUAUUUGCCCAGCGAUCGGUGUAAGAUUGUGAAGGAGGCGAACCAGUGGAACCCAUUUCAAGUUGUACAAAUGGAACAAAGACAGUUCUUCGAUUAUAAAGAACAUAUAGAAAGUAAGUAUACAAACCGCCACACUGUGACUUUCGUUCCACCUUUUAGAGACGGGCAUUGA